GAGACAGAGAAAGAAAGAGAGAGAGAGAGAGAGAGAGGAGAGGGGAGAGAGGGACACCGAGAAGAGGACAACAGAGACACCGGGAGAAGAAAGAGAGCGAUGUCUGCUGACAAGGCACCUCUUUUUCAGUUACUUGCCGGCCCUCUCUAAGACAUCAUGGGCUGCAUUGGCUCUCGCACUAUCACGGCAGAAGCAAUUCCUGUUCGGAAAGAUGGAGAUCAGCAAGGACGGGCAGAGUUUUCUUGGGAAGGAAUCAAUCUGUCUAUGGAGGACACCACAUCUAUCUUGCCUCGUCUCAAAGGGAACUCCAACGCCUAUGGGAUUGGAGCUCUGGCUAAGUCCUCUCUGACAGGUGUGUCAGGUGUGACCAGAUCCAUGAAGGACAAAGUAACUAAACCCACAGCAAUGGCGCAAGGCCGUGUAGCACACAUGAUAGAGUGGCAGAGUUGGGGCAAACCAUCUGCUGGACCAAUAGGGGGUGCGGGAAUUUCCAAUCUGCACCGUGAGAGGGAAAGAAGACUUGAGAAUGAUGCCUACAGUGACCUAAGUGAUGGGGAGAAGGAGGCACGGAUGGCUGCUGGUGUGAUGCAGCAAUUUGCAAUCUCUGAGGCUACAUUAAUGGCCUGGAAUUCGAUGGAUGGGGAGAGCUUCUGUGUUGACUCCAACCAGGGCAGUGUGGCACACCUUAGUGAAGUUAAUCAGGAGAGCAUUACCAGCAGAGAUCAGCCUUUGCAUCAUUCAUCUGCAGAAGUGUGGCCUCACACCUAUGUCUCCCAGGGUCUGUAUUGCCUUUCAUCCUCUGAUGGCUGGGAGCCAAUCAACAACGAUCUAUCUGGUAUGGCUUCUCCUGCUGCUGGCUCCUACAUAGCGAGUGGGGCUUCGGGAGAAGGCUACGAUUGCGCCACCCACUAUCUGUCCCAGCAACAGCUUGCACUUCAGCAGCAAACUCAAUUUCAGCAGCUGCAGCAGAUGCAGCAGUACCAGCAGCAGCAACUCAUGCAGUACCAGCAACAGUCACUGGAACAUCGGCUACACAGCACUUCUCAUUCUUUGCAAGCUACUCCCAAUAGCACCAUUCACAGUUUGGGUCCACCCACUCAUCCCCGACUAGCAGAUUUGUGGGCCGCAGCACAAGUAGAGCCACAUCAGAUGGAAAUAAUGGGACACAUGAACAUGGCCUUGGCAGAAAUGGGCAUGUCGGAAUCAUAUGGCGAGGAAUUGGUUGCCGAAAAUGAAUGCAUCCCUGAGCAGCAAGAGGAGGAGGAAGCCAAGGAGGAUGACAUCACAAUAACACUGGAACCUGAGGCAAUGCCUAUUACGCCGGUUAUAACCUCACAGCCUCACAGAGAGGGUGCGAUGCCUGGGGGUGUGAGCCCACCCAUGCCCCAUGCAGAGCCAAUGCCUGAGCACAUGGCCUUUGAGGUCACAUCCUGCAUCAUCCAAUCCUUGGAAGAGAAAGAAGAGGACGCGGAGGAAGGUGCUGUGGUUGUUGUGGCGACCAAUUAGCAGCUCUUUUUUUUUUUUUUUUUUUUUUCAGGAGGAUCAUU
Messenger RNA from Silurus meridionalis, 1547 nucleotides. It is a transcript of the gene fam131ba, whose product is annotated as family with sequence similarity 131 member Ba. Lineage: Eukaryota; Metazoa; Chordata; Actinopteri; Siluriformes; Siluridae. The record is from RefSeq and is a predicted model, not a curated record. The transcript is spliced from 9 exons. Bases 157 to 1506 code for a protein of 449 amino acids.